Messenger RNA from Schistocerca piceifrons (Central American locust), 6719 nucleotides. It is a transcript of the gene l(3)72Ab, whose product is annotated as putative U5 small nuclear ribonucleoprotein 200 kDa helicase. Gene Ontology annotation, molecular function: ATP hydrolysis activity; ATP binding; nucleic acid binding. The record is from RefSeq and is a predicted model, not a curated record. Gene Ontology annotation, cellular component: nucleus. The transcript is spliced from 26 exons. The coding region runs from base 78 to 6512 and encodes 2144 amino acids. NCBI's taxonomy places the organism in Eukaryota, Metazoa, Arthropoda, Insecta, Orthoptera, Acrididae.
GGGCAGUGGUAAUCAAUGGACAUGAGUGUUUGAUGUUGUGUUGUUAUUAUCAUUAUACUCUACAAAUAACGUAAAUAAUGGCGGACGCAGCUGCCCGUCAACUACAAUAUGAGUAUAAAGCUAAUUCAAAUCUUGUGCUCCAAGCCGAUGUCAGGCUUAUCGAACGUCGCAGCCGCGAUGAAGCGACCGGUGAAGUUAUGUCCCUUGUUGGGAAACUUGAUGGGACAAGAAUGGGGGACAGGCACCAACGCACUAAACCCGUGAAAGCUGCAGAGAGAAAAGCGAAGAGGCAGAAACGAGAUGAAGCUCAGUAUGACUUUACACGAAUGAAAGGAGCAACGCUGUUGUCAGAGGGUGUGGAUGAAAUGGUGGGAAUACUGUACAGACCAAAGACACAAGAAACCCGACAAACGUAUGAGGUUUUAUUGAGUUUUAUCCAAGAAGCUUUGGGAGAUCAGCCACGAGACAUCCUGUGUGGAGCAGCUGAUGAAGUUUUGGCAGUUCUUAAGAAUGAUCGAUUAAAAGAGAGGGAAAAGAAGAAAGAAACAGAGUCAUUACUCGGUAGUCUGACUGAUGAAAGAUUUGCCCUCUUGGUCAACCUUGGUAAAAAGAUCACAGACUUUGGAACAGAAGAAAAAACACAGACCUCCGAGGAAAAUAUUGAUGAAACAUAUGGCAUAAAUGUGCAGUUUGAAGAAUCUGAGGAGGAAGAUGAUGAAGAUAUGUAUGGUGAAAUCCGUGAAGAAGAGGAUGAUGAUGAAGGAGAAGAAGCAAAGCUGGACCGUGCAAUUCAUGCCGAAAAUUUGGGUGGUGCAGAAGAGACCCGGAAGGAAAAAACUCUACAUCCAUUGGACAUUGAUGCCUAUUGGCUUCAGCGUCGACUCAGCAAAUUCUAUGAUGAUGCUAUGGUCUCUCAAGCUCGAGCAGCUGAAGUUUUAGCUGUACUACGAGAUGCUGGGGAUGAUCGUGACUGUGAAAAUCAACUUGUAUUACUUUUGGGCUACAGCUGUUUUGACUUCAUAAAGUUAUUGAAGCGACAUCGGCAGAUGAUCCUUUAUUGCACAUUGCUGGCUUCUUCUCAAAGUGAAUCUGAGCGCCAGAAGAUACGAGAGAAAAUGAGUGAGGAUCCAUCUCUAGUUAAAAUUCUGAGAGCAUUGGACACAGGUGGAGGUGAUGAUGAAGAAGUUGUCGGAGGUGGUGGAGGUGGCCGAGGCUCAUCUGGCAGGUCUCGCCGAGACCAGGGAGGUGAGGGAUCUGGGGAUGUUGGAGCUGCUAGUGCUGCCAAUGUACCAGGACAGCGUGUCAUUGUAGACCUGGAAGACCUUGUAUUCGCCCAGGGAAGUCAUUUUAUGGCGAACAAACGUUGUCAGUUGCCUGAUGGGUCCUUCCGUAAGCAAAGAAAAGGUUAUGAAGAAGUGCAUGUUCCAGCUUUGAAGCCAAAGCCUUAUGGAGCAGAUGAAUGUAACGUUCCAAUUGAGAAACUGCCAAAGUAUGUUCAACCUGCAUUUGAAGACUGUAAAGCGCUAAAUCGCAUUCAAAGCAGACUGUACAAAGUAGCAUUGGAAUCUGAUGAAAAUCUACUUCUGUGUGCACCAACGGGAGCUGGUAAAACAAAUGUAGCAUUACUUUGUAUGAUGAGAGAGAUAGGGAAGCAUAUUAAUCCAGAUGGUACAAUAAAUGUGGAUGAAUUCAAGAUUAUUUACGUUGCUCCCAUGAGGUCACUAGUACAGGAAUUAGUGGGUAAUUUCAACAAGAAGCUGAACUCUUACGGAAUCACUGUAUCAGAGUUGACAGGAGAUCAUCAACUGACAAGGGAGCAAGUACAGGCCACCCAAGUCAUAGUGUGUACACCAGAGAAGUGGGACAUAAUCACACGGAAAGGUGGUGAGAAGACCUUCACACAGCUUGUACGACUUGUUAUAAUUGAUGAAAUUCAUCUUUUGCAUGAUGAGCGAGGUCCAGUGCUGGAAGCACUUGUUGCAAGAACAAUCCGUAAUAUUGAAACAACACAGGAAGACGUCCGUUUAAUUGGCUUGAGUGCAACUUUACCAAACUAUCAAGAUGUUGCCAAGUUUUUAAGAGUCAAACAUGAAACGGGUUUGUUUUAUUUUGACAACAGUUUUCGCCCUGUUGCUCUUGAGCAACAGUAUAUUGGAGUUACAGAAAAGAAGGCUCUAAAGAGAUUCCAGGUCAUGAAUGAAAUUGUUUAUGAAAAAGUGAUGGAGCAUGCAGGACGUAAUCAAGUCCUUGUGUUUGUACAUUCACGCAAAGAGACAGGAAAGACAGCAAGGGCUAUAAGGGACAUGUGCCUUGAGAAGGAUACACUUGGUCAGUUUCUAAGAGAAGGAUCUGCCUCCAUGGAGGUUCUGAGAACAGAAGCAGAACAAGUUAAGAACAAUGAGCUGAAAGAUCUACUGCCAUACGGAUUUGCCAUCCAUCAUGCUGGGAUGACUCGUGUUGACAGAACUCUUGUUGAAGAUCUGUUUGCUGAUCGACAUAUUCAGGUACUUGUUUCCACAGCAACACUGGCUUGGGGAGUUAAUCUUCCUGCUCACACUGUCAUCAUUAAAGGCACACAGGUUUACAGCCCUGAGAAGGGGCGCUGGGUUGAACUUGGUGCUCUGGACGUGCUCCAGAUGUUGGGACGUGCUGGGAGACCACAGUAUGACACCAAGGGUGAGGGUGUUCUGAUAACGAAUCACAGUGAACUUCAGUACUAUUUGUCACUUUUGAAUCAACAGCUACCUAUAGAGUCACAAAUGAUCAGCAAAUUACCUGACAUGUUGAAUGCUGAGAUUGUUCUUGGCACAAUACAGAAUGUCAAAGAUGCUGUAACAUGGCUGGGAUACACGUAUUUGUAUAUAAGGCUUUUACGAGCUCCAACUCUGUAUGGUAUCUCCCAUGAUACAGUGAAGGAAGAUCCACUACUUGUGCAACACAGAGCAAAUCUCAUCCACACGGCAGCUUUACAUUUGGAUCGUAGUGGUCUUAUAAAAUAUGAUAGGAAAACAGGUCACUUUCAGGUAACUGAACUUGGUCGAAUUUCAAGUCAUUACUAUUGUACACAUGAAACAAUGUCAACAUAUAAUCAGCUUCUAAAGCCAACCCUCAGUGAAAUUGAACUUUUCAGGGUGUUUUCUUUGUCUGGAGAGUUCAAGAAUAUCACAGUUCGUGAAGAAGAGAAACUGGAGUUACAGAAGCUCAUGGAACGAGUACCCAUCCCAAUUAAGGAGAGCAUAGAAGAACCUAGUGCAAAAGUUAAUGUGCUCCUGCAAGCAUACAUCUCUCAGCUGAAACUUGAAGGAUUUGCUUUAAUGUCAGAUAUGGUGUAUGUUACACAGUCAGCUGCACGGCUGAUGCGUGCUAUUUUUGAAAUAGUGUUGUACCGUGGUUGGGCACAGUUGGCAGAUAAAGCUUUGUCGUUAUGUAAGAUGGUUGACAGGCGAAUGUGGCAGUCUAUGUCACCUCUUAGACAGUUCCGUAAAAUGCCUGAAGAAAUAGUGAAAAAAAUUGAGAAGAAAAAUUUCCCCUGGGAGAGAUUGUAUGACCUGGGACCAAAUGAAAUAGGAGAACUCAUCCGAGUUCCAAAGCUGGGAAAAACCAUUCACAAAUAUGUACACCAAUUCCCAAAACUUGAGCUAUCCACUCACAUUCAACCUAUUACCCGAUCUACUCUUCGAGUUGAAUUGACAAUUACUCCAGAUUUCCAGUGGGACGAGAAGCUGCAUGGUGCAUCAGAAGCAUUUUGGAUUCUUGUUGAAGAUGUUGAUUCUGAAGUCAUUCUUCAUCACGAAUAUUUUCUUUUGAAAUCAAAAUAUUCAACUGAUGAGCAUCUCGUAAAAUUUUUUGUACCAGUAUUUGAACCUCUGCCGCCACAGUAUUUCUUACGAAUUGUCUCAGAUAGGUGGAUUGGAGCUGAAACACAACUUCCCGUCUCUUUCAGACAUUUGAUUUUGCCAGAAAAGAACUUGCCACCUACAGAGCUUCUUGACCUGCAGCCAUUGCCUGUAUCUGCUCUCAGGAACAAUGUGUUUGAAUCAUUAUAUUCUGACAGAUUUCCACAAUUUAAUCCAAUUCAGACCCAAGUCUUCAAUGCUGUUUAUAAUAGUGAUGAUAAUAUCUUCAUUGGAGCUCCUACAGGUUCUGGAAAAACAACGAUCGCAGAAUUUGCAGUUCUGAGACUAUUAUCACAGAAUUCAGAUGGUCGAUGUGUGUAUCUGGUACCAAAAGAAGCUUUAGCAGAACUAGUGUUUCAGGAGUGGCAACAAAAAUUUGGUAUGUCACUUGGUAAAAAGGUUGUAUUACUUACAGGAGAAACUGGGACUGACUUAAAACUCCUGGCAAAAGGACAGAUAAUUGUGUGUACAGCAGAAAAAUGGGACGUUCUGUCAAGGCGAUGGAAGCAGCGAAAAAAUGUGCAGAAUAUACAAUUAUUUAUUGUCGAUGAGCUUCAGUUGAUUGGUGGUGAAGAUGGACCAACUUUGGAAGUAGUAUGUUCUCGUAUGCGGUACAUAUCAUCUCAGAUAGAAAAACAAAUCAGGAUUGUGGCAUUGUCAGCUUCCUUAGCAGAUGCAAGAGAUGUUGCUCAGUGGCUUGGAUGUAAUGCAAAUGCAACAUUCAAUUUCCAUCCAUCCGUUAGACCAGUACCUCUGGAACUUCAUGUGCAGGGUUUCAAUAUUACACACAAUGCCUCGAGACUUAUCGCGAUGGCAAAACCAGUGUACAAUGCUAUUUUAAAACACAGUCCUCACAAACCUGUUAUUGUGUUUGUACCAACCAGGAAACAAGCUCGCUUGACAGCUAUUGACCUCCUAACUUUCACAGCUGCCGAAGGACAACCAAAUAGAUUUUUCCAUGCAGAGGAAGAAGAUAUCAAACCAUUUUUAGAUCGCAUGCAGGAUAAAACACUUCGUGAAACAUUAUCACAAGGUGUAGCAUACAUACAUGAAGGCCUUACUCCUGGAGACCAUAGGCUUGUUGAACAAUUGUUUGACUCGGGUGCAAUACAGGUGGCAGUAGUCACAAAAAAUCUAUGCUGGGGUGUGAAUAUUGCUGCACAUUUAGUGGUCAUUAUGGACACUCAGUUUUACAAUGGAAAGAUACAUGCAUAUGAAGAUUAUCCCAUUACAGAUGUAUUGCAAAUGGUUGGACGGGCAAAUAGACCAUUGGAAGAUGAUGACGCAAAGUGCAUUCUCAUGUGUCAGAGUUCCAAGAAAGAUUUCUUUAAGAAAUUUUUGAAUGAAUCACUACCAGUUGAGAGUCAUCUUGAUCAUCGUCUCCAUGACCAUUUCAAUGCUGAGAUUGUUACAAAAACAAUUGAAAACAAACAAGAUGCAGUUGACUACUUAACAUGGACUUUCUUAUACCGUAGGCUAACACAGAACCCAAACUACUAUAACUUGCAAGGUGUAACUCACAGGCAUCUGUCUGACCAUUUAUCAGAGCUUGUAGAGAAUACACUGAAUGAUUUGGAACAGUCAAAAUGCAUUAGCAUUGAAGAUGAAAUGGAUUGUUUACCUCUGAAUCUGGGUAUGAUUGCUGCAUAUUAUUACAUUAAUUACACAACUAUUGAAUUAUUCAGUUUGUCCUUGAAUAAUAAGACCAAAAUCCGUGGUCUGCUGGAGAUUAUCUCCUCUGCAGCAGAAUAUGAAGAUGUCCCCGUACGCCACAAAGAGGAUGCACUACUGAAGAAUCUUGCCCAGCGCCUUCCAAAUAAACUGCCUCAAGGAGCUCGGUUCAAUGAUCCACACGUGAAGACAAACCUGAUGCUGCAGGCACACCUUUCCCGAUUGCAGCUUGGAGCUGAACUGCAAGGAGACACUGAGGUGAUUUUGGGGAAGGCGAUCCGACUCAUUCAGGCCUGUGUUGAUGUACUGAGCUCAAAUGGUUGGCUGUCUCCUGCUGUUGCUGCUAUGGAGCUGGCACAGAUGGUGACACAAGCCAUGUGGAGCAAAGACUCAUAUCUAAAGCAGUUGCCACACUUUACUCCUGAAAUCAUCAAGCGAUGUACUGAGAAGGGUGUGGAAACAGUGUUUGAUAUUAUGGAACUUGAAGAUGAAGACCGCACUAAGCUGCUGCAACUUACAGAUCAACAAAUGGCAGAUGUUGCACGCUUCUGUAAUCGUUAUCCCAAUAUUGAACUGGGAUAUGAGGUACAAGACAAGGACAGGAUACAUACAGGUUCAUCUGUGAAUGUUCUUGUGCAGCUUGAGAGAGAAGAUGAAGUUACAGGUCCUGUAAUUGCACCAUUCUACCCACAGAAACGUGAAGAAGGAUGGUGGGUUGUGAUAGGUGACCCAAAAACAAAUUCCUUACUGUCAAUUAAAAGGCUUACACUUCAGCAGAAAGCAAAAGUCAAGUUGGACUUUGUUGCACCAAGUCCAGGUCACCAUACAUAUACUUUGUAUUUCAUGAGUGAUGCAUACCUUGGCUGUGAUCAAGAAUACAAGUUCUCAAUUAAUGUAGGAGAUUUCGAAAGCGGAGACAGUGAGAGCGAUAGUGGAAGUGACUAGGCCUAACAGGCUUGUAAAUUUUCAAGUGACUGAUUUUUGUAAAUAAUGGCAUUUCAUCAUCCUUUUAUUGUAUAUAUAUCAUUCCAUCUUUAUAAUUUUAUGUGUUUUAUCCAUCUAAAAUAGUUGUGGAUAAAUUAUCAGAGAGCUGUGUAAAUGAUGAGUGAAACUUUACUGUGGAUGUGUUUAUUAAAAAGUUUGAUUAAUAAA